GGAUUAUUGGCCGUUGGGUGAAGGUAAUUUUACUACGUUCCCUGCAGCUGGGCCUUGUUGCCUUAAUCAUAUUAUACAUUCAGCUGAGAUUCUGUGGAUAGACAGCACCUAUCAUGUCAAGAUUCUGAAAUAACCCCUGACGAGCCCCCUUCCCAGGAUGGCCCGACUCCUCCUCCCGAAUUUAUUUCCCAAUGAUGUUCGUACGAAUGUUGAACCACACAUGCCGUUUCCUCAAUCUCCCUUUUCUCAGGAGGAUGUCUUCGUCACCAGGCGUUCGUCUUAUCCCGACCAUAGUGUCCCCUUCAAAUCAUGCGGAGGUGUCUGCAUGUAUCAAAACUCUAGCGGCUGCUUUUCGAACCGUUCCAUGCACCUUCGCAUUCAGCCUGGAAUCAACCCGUGGCACAACAGAAGACCCUGUCAGUGCGUAUGUCGACAGAACGAUCCGAAAGUCACUUCGGUCUGGUGCAGCUCUUGUGCAGUCCGGAGAGACAUCUGCAGUCUCUCUAUGGGAACUCCCGCAUUUUGACAAGAAAUGUGCACCUCAUACCGAAGAAAGCGAGGAUGACACAAGCGUGGGUCCUAUAAAGAGGGAGUGGGGAGACAUUAUCCACAGGGCCAAAGCAAAAUACAUCGGCGUUGCUCAAUCGGCAAGCAACAUGUCAACUACCCAAGAACACCCCACCAUCAUGCCGCAUUAUCAUCUAGAUUUUCUCGGGCGCAAUCCACAUGUGACCAAGAUCCUCGGCGCGGUUUCUGCCGUUGUCGUUUCCUUCUUGGAGCAGGCUAGACAAGAGCGCCUGAAAGUGUGGUUGGAGGCGACGUCUCCCGAAGUUAUUCCCUUGUACGAGCACUUUGGAUUUAAAAUGCUGGAGGAGAUCACUGUAGGAUCUGGAAGUGUGGAUAACCAAGGAAGGGCACAGGAAGGCGGCCCUGGGGUCAAGGCUUGGUUGAUGUUGAUCGACAACUCGGUUCAAGCUUGACUCAGGGACUCGGCUGAGGAUACACUGGUGAAAGCAAACAUAUGCAGAAAGUGUGGGAUUGAGCGCCACGGUUAUGCCCUAGGCCGAAGGCGGUGUAGCGGCAAUUGCACUGGUGGGGUCAAACCCUUCCUCGUAGAUAAAAUAGCUAGACA
Molecule: messenger RNA, 1132 nt
Organism: Pseudomassariella vexata
Lineage: Eukaryota; Fungi; Ascomycota; Sordariomycetes; Amphisphaeriales; Pseudomassariaceae
Exons: 1
Coding region: 192-980 (262 amino acids)
Source: RefSeq, a predicted model, not a curated record